GCUGACAGAGAGAGCUACCAAAUCCCCGUGAGGUGGACUGCCUCUCAGUCUCCCAGUGUCCGUACCGUCCGGAUUCCCAGGGGCCUGCAGUCCCAGCUGAGUUUGGAGUCAACAAGCACCCCUGAAGAAUCACCAAACAGUAGAGCUUCAUACACUGGAGAAGGAUAUAGUCCCAUGCAUUCACUAAUGCAAGUAGGUCGACUGUCAAUAUCACCACUGUCCAUAACACCCUCUGUCACACAGAGAGCCAGCAGGGCUCUCACUAUCCCACAGCAGCUGUAUGAACACCUCCCUGAGCUGGAUAAUCUCAGCCCCCUUAGCCCCAGGAGAGCUAACCCCAUCUGGCUGGGCUCAGAGAGAUGGCCGGUGCUGGAGGCCUCACCACCCAGGACCAGCUACACCCUGAGGCACUCCCAGCUGGUCAGCAGAAUCCAGCAGGAGGAACCAGAGGAGGUCAGAGGAGAGGCCAGUAGUAGUGACAGUAGUACAGAGGACACUCCGUCCUCCAGUGAAGCCUCGCGCCAUGGGACCUCUGGGCUGAUGGAUCACCUGACCAUGGCCCUGAUGGCCCUCCGUGACAUCCGCAGGGAGGUGGCUCACAUUCAGAUGAGCAACGCACAGCAGGGUAGCGGUGCUAUGGCAGCUCAGGAGGCCCAAUCAGCACCGGCUACCAACCCAGAGACGUUACGCAAAAUCAAAGAACGUCUGUUGGAAGAGUCGUCUGAUGAGGAGGAAGGGGACCAGUGUCGUAUCUGUCAGUGUGGUGCUGGCUCCCUGACCAACCCCCUGCUCACCCCCUGUCUCUGCUCCGGCAGCCUGCAGUACAUCCACCACGACUGCCUGAAGAGGUGGAUCCAGACUAAAAUACAGUCAGGGACCACACUGUCUGCGGUCAAAACCUGUGAGUUGUGUAAGGGGAGCCUAACACUGGAUCUAGACGACUUUGACAUGGAGGAGUUUUACCAAAGGCAUGGCCAGACACAGGUGGAGCAGACCAGUCCAGAGCUGUACAUGUUGCUGAUCCUUCGGCAGAGGUUCUCAGAGCUGCUGCAGGUGGCCCAGUCACGUAGCAACGCCGUCUCUAGGGUUUGAUGGGUUUCUCUUCUUCCACGCACACUGAGGGUGAGAGCCAGCAGAGGGAGCCAGAGAGGCAAUCACACGCCAGGGACACCUGACCCACCCACCUGACACCUUCACCCUUCUUACUUCCUGUUUUUAAAUCCUGGGUGAAGUGAUGUUUAUGAUGAAUUUAUUCUAACUUAUUUCAUGAAAUGAUUUUAACACAC
This is a messenger RNA of Oncorhynchus masou masou (cherry salmon), 1286 nucleotides long. Its product is annotated as E3 ubiquitin-protein ligase MARCHF7-like. The record is from RefSeq and is a predicted model, not a curated record. The coding region runs from base 175 to 1092 and encodes 305 amino acids. Lineage: Eukaryota; Metazoa; Chordata; Actinopteri; Salmoniformes; Salmonidae. The transcript is spliced from 5 exons. Gene Ontology annotation, molecular function: zinc ion binding.